ACGAAGCAGACGAGCUCAUUUGCGAAUUGCUCGUCAAGCUCCAAUCCUCUCAACCACUCAACGCCCUUUCGACCCACUCGUCAGUCCCUUCUUGGACGGCGCGGGCUCCAACGUCUCCCCAUACACUUGCGUUGAUAGCUUUAGGUCGAAUGUGAGAACUAGCCGCCUGAUAGAUGAUGGCACAGAUGCGUCUCCGGAGUAAUUAGACCCGUGCAAGAACUUAUAGCUUUGCGCACUCGCUAGCCGCUUGAUACGUUUUAGCUGGCUGUGACCUAAAUAGCUAGACGGGGUGCCCCGCUCGGGCCAUUCACAAAGAUAGGAAUCUAUUUGGAUGAGGAGUCAGCAACUGCAGUCGAGCUUUUCAUUCCCAAAAAGUCCAUGGACAAAGACGAAGGCGACUGGAUCCUUCUCGACACGGUGCUCGCGGCCGAUUGGCUCGUGUACAAAGGCGCCCAGCUUCCAACGACGCGCAUGGCGCGCAGCAACCACGACCAAAGGUGCAAAGUGUGUCGCUUUGACGAUCACAGCAUGUCGCGCGUCUACACGGACUGCCGCAAUCGCCCGUGCAUGGAGGCCAACGGCUAUUGCGAAGCCCGAUACCUCUACCUCGUCUGCAACGAAACGCGAACCGUCGACGUCUACCGCAUGGGGAAUCACACUGCCCGCGGUACGCCGGACGACAGAGAGGCCGGGCCCGACGCACUCAUGCAUCCAUCACCUCGGAUGACGCCGGUGGUCCGCGCCCUCUUUGUCGAGAUGGCGUCGGCAGACCCGGCUCGCCGGCCGAUCGACAUUUAUCGCGAACUCGAAGAGCGGCGUCUCGAGUUCAACAACAUUCUUCCGCGAUUGCAGUCGGUUCAGAGUCUUGUGUCACGGCUGCGCAAAGCAAUGACCAGUGACAGCGACCGCCCAGCCGCAGUGGACGACCGCCGCAGACGACGGGCGCGCCGACUACCCCAACGACCAACUGCACCAGCCAAUGAAGCCCGACCGUGCACGUGUGCCAUCAAGGAGUACCGGCCUCCCGUAGUGGUGUCUACUAUGUGUGAAACACCUCGUACAUUCAACUCACCAGUCCUUCUUUGAUCA
Messenger RNA from Saprolegnia diclina VS20, 1089 nucleotides. RefSeq lists its product as hypothetical. The transcript is spliced from 2 exons. The record is from RefSeq and is a predicted model, not a curated record. Lineage: Eukaryota; Oomycota; Saprolegniomycetes; Saprolegniales; Saprolegniaceae. The coding region runs from base 379 to 1086 and encodes 235 amino acids.